AUGGACAUGGACGGAACAGUCAGCAUACCUGCUUCAGACAACCCCGAGGAGGUUACAGAGGCAGUGACUGCGCUGGUGCGCCGGAGUCUACACCAGGAGGAGCGCGAGCUCCUGGCAGAGGACGAGUCUUUGCUCCAGCGCCUUGAAGAGCUGUUGGAGAAGCACCUGGCAGUCUUGGCCGGAUUCGGAGAGAAUGGCCCAGAAGCCCAGCCGCCUGAGAAAGUUGCCCAGCACGAGGCCGCAGGAGCAGCCUGCCUGAAGCUCGCCCGGAACUUGUCAGCUGGUCGGCCCGACAUGCAGGGCCGCUGGUGGAGACGCGGCCUGAUCGAGCGCCUCGCUGUGCAGGCACGCAGUGAUGUGGCCUCUCCAGGUGGCGAACGCUCGCCUGCAUGGUGCGAGGCGGUGCCGAGCUUUGUGGCAAAUGCCGUGGCUGGGAAUGCCGAGCUUCGCGCCGAGGCGCUCUCGGCGCUGUUUCCUUAUGGCCUGGCCGCGCUACUUGCACUUUGCUGGCGACGACCGGAUCACGGCUUCCUCCUGUUGCAGAACCUGUUUGCAGCAGGCGACGCAGGAUGCAAGGGGCUUGCCUCCGUCGAGCGCUUCGUCGAGGAGCCCUGCGUGUUGUACGUGGCUUUGAGCCUUCUCCGAGCCGUGGACGCCGAUGACCUUAGCACGGCUGUGGCCGCCAAGGCCCGCGACUGGGCAGCCAUCUUCUUCUCCAGCCUCUGGACUUCAGGCCUUUUCGCCGAGAUUUUCCGUGCCGUAGCCAGCGUGCCGGUAGCGCGCCUGCACAGCUUCCUGACGGCCGUCGCUGCCGUGCCCGGCUGGGGUGCUUUGUGCCCGCAGAAAGACGGCGAAGCUCCCGGGUCGCAGGAAGCAGCUGCGACAACCUUUGGGCUCAUCACCUCCAGACUCUGUGGGCACAAAGAGGCGCCUGGCCUGUUGUGGCACACGGUUCGUGGCCUCUUAGGAGGAUUGGACAGCGAGGCGGAAGCCAUUGACAAAGGCGGUGGCUCUUCCUCUUCUGCUCUGCGCCUAGCGCAGCAGCUGCUGAACGAUCCCAGCUUUGUGGAAUUGGCCGCGGAAGAAAUGGCCUCCGCGAUCCUGGACCUGGCAGCCCGGUGGAGACUGGAGCUGGACUACAGCCCACCUUCUGAAGACGCCUGCCAAGUUCUGGGUCUGCAGCCAGAGGACCUCGAUCUCGCAGCGCUGGCAGCCCAUCGACUCCAACCGGAGGAGGUUCCCUGCAUCAAGGAGGCAGGCGAGGAGGGAGCCUUUCGGGAGCUGCUUUUGGCCGCCGUGGAGCUGGCUGGCAUCCCAUGUGGAUCACCCUUCCCACAGAAGUUGGCAGGACUUUACCUGUCAGCCAACGUUCAGCUGCUGAAAGCGCUGCACCACUUACGAUUUGGGACUGCGGCUGUGGCGGAAGUGGGGGCGGAGCUGCCCUCGCGCCGCCGGCGGCCAAGAAGACACUGCUGCGAUGCGACUUCGAAGUCUUCUUGA
This is a messenger RNA of Symbiodinium sp. CCMP2456, 1500 nucleotides long. NCBI's taxonomy places the organism in Eukaryota, Dinophyceae, Suessiales, Symbiodiniaceae. The record is from the annotation of a GenBank genome assembly.